This is a messenger RNA of Amyelois transitella, 6145 nucleotides long. RefSeq lists its product as uncharacterized. The transcript is spliced from 2 exons. Lineage: Eukaryota; Metazoa; Arthropoda; Insecta; Lepidoptera; Pyralidae. The coding region runs from base 1 to 1452 and encodes 483 amino acids. The record is from RefSeq and is a predicted model, not a curated record.
AUGGCAGAUUGUACUCGAUAUGUUUCCACAGUUGGCUCUCCCUUUAUGAGCGACAUGGACGAAAUAUCUUUUUGGAUAAACACCAAGAGAGCCCCGUGCCUCUUCUAUAUAGACAGUACCAGCUCAAAGCCUGAAAGUAUUCACAGUGUUCCUGAUAACAUACCCUCACCUAAGAAGAAGAAACGUAAAUUGUCUAUCUUAGAUGAUGACUCUGCACUUUCUGAGAAACAACAAAAUUUGUAUUUUGAUGCUUCUCAAAUAAAAAACCAGCGCACAAAUGGGUGUGAGUCCAGUAGUCAUGGCUCAGAUAUAGAUUUCAAUAUAAAGAAGUCCUCUGUUCAGGAUAAGAGAAAAAAGAUCAAAUUGCAAAGAUCUGCUCGUACUACAUUGCACAAAAAGAAUAAAUUGGUAACAUCUACACCCAAGCCUCAGGUUCUCAGGAGAAGUACUAGGAAAGUAAACAACAGUCUGAACAAUAACAGCCACUUAAACACAUCUUUUGAAGUAUACCAUAGCCACAAUUACUCUAAUAGAACACAGGGAGAAAAAACACCAGAGGCUAACGGUAGAAAGAAUGCUGAUAGAACCAGUGCUGGGGACCAAACUGUGCCUAGGAAACCCAGUCAAGAAAUAGCACAACCUAUUGUGGCAAAUGAUAAAUAUGAAGAUCUCAGUGAUGUCUCGGGAUUUACAGCAAAUUAUAUCCGCUCAACAAAACUGCAUUCCAAAAAUCCACGGAAGAUUAAAGCGAAAACCAGCAGGAAUUUGAUGAAGGAAUCCCAUCAGAGUCCAAAAGAAGACUCCAGAAUGGUCAUUUGUGUCAACAAGUCUGUGAAUACCGGUAUACCGCAAGGUCCUGGGCACAACUGUAGCACGGACUCAUCUCAAAAUGUUAUCAAUUUGGUCACAGUGAAAAAUAAUAGUAAAUCUGAGAAGGCUGACAAAAGCACUUCCUUGUUGAAAUUCGUUGAUACCAAAAAUGAUGAUGACACACUUGACUGCACGAAGGAGACUCUAGAUUCAUCAUUUUCAAAGACAUCAAGGUAUCCUAAACGGAACAAGAACAUUGUAAAUCUGGUGACGAUAAACGAGAGACCUAACAUGGAUAGAAGGAAAAAGGCAAAUAAUAUAUACAAUUCUGAGAGGAAAGAAAAUCCAGACAAUGUCUCUAGAACACGAAGCGGACGUAAUUUAGGACUGUCUUUAAGGCAGAAGGACAAUUCCGUGUUAGUUGUGAACAACUUGACUGAUCAAUUGAGUUCUUCACCUAGUGUCAACGUCGCUAGCCCUGCAAAUGUUCAGUCUAAAAAGAAACGGAUCCAAAGGAAGACUCAAGUGCGGAAUUCGGACAACUACCGUUCUCGAAGAGAGUCUAGGGACAAGAGUGGGUUCGCACAGUGCUUUUCAGACAGUGAUGAUGGUGAAAGAAAGCAAAAGAAGUACUUUUGUUAGUUACUCAGUGACAUAAUGAGGACAUUUCUAUUUCUGAUAUGUUCACUGAUGCAGCUGUGACUUUGAGAUUGUUAAAAUUAACAUGGUAUACUAUGUAAUGAUACAUUUAUGUAAAUAUGAAUUUUUUGACAUACAGUCAAAGUUGCAUGUUUCUAUAGAGGGAAACAGCUUUAGUAUUGUAAUAGUUUUAUUAUACCUCGGGCUCUGAGGCUAAGAUGUGAGAGCUUUAACCUGAAACAAUUGUCGAUUCCUAUAGGAAUUUUGGGAAAUUCUUAGUGAUUAUCCAGCUGUUAUGACUCGAUACUGGGGUGUACAUAGAAUCACCUGGCCAUCUUAAAUCAAAACUCAUACUCUUGGAUUAAAGUCAUCAUUGUGGUGACUCUGGGCUCCUCUGGGAACCCAAUUUAGACAUGCCAAAAUUAUAGUUCUUAGAAGUCAGAUAGACAGGUCAAUGUUAUAGGAUGGAUGAAACUUUACUCCAUAUUAAUACGAGAAUCACGUCUUUAUUACCUACGAGGAAGACAAAGCCAACAGUCUUGACAAGAUUGAAAAGUUAGGUUUGACUUAAUAGUGGGAUAAAAUUAUACUAAUUAGAAUAUGUAAAAUUAUGGAUCUUCAUAGAACUAUAUACAUAAAUUCACACCUUUAUCUAUAAUAGAAUAGACAAGGCCUUCCUACAUACAGGCUAUAUUUAAAAUCUAUAGUAAAAUAAUUACUCAAUACAAUAGGAUUGACACAAAAAAAAUAUCUGUGAAUUAUUAACAUAUAUUUUUUUUAUCAAAGCUCAAAGAUGUACCUAUCUUUCAACAUGACUAGCGCGAUUUUUUAAAUAAUAAUUUUACUACAUUGUAAAUAAUAACCGUUGUAAAACCAUAGAUAAAUGAAAUUGUCCAUAUCUAACAAUAUAGCAGAACAAAAAUUUCAAUACAAAAAAAAAUCACGAAAUAUUUACUAUUAUGUACAUAAUACGACAGAUAUUCUAAAUAUAGUGACGUAAACUUAAUUGCUAUGUAAUGUACUAUAAAAUUGCUUAUUACAGUAUCAUACUUGAUGUGGACCCCAUAUUAGUAUCAACACUCAUGACUAAUUAGAAUUUGACUGUAGAAUGUGUAGCGGAACAUUCACUUUAAUCCAUGGAUGUUAGUCUAAACUUUAAACACAAACCCACACACAAUAAAGUACAUGAAUGAUCAACUAAUGCCCAGUUUCUGAGAGACUUUUAACGGCGGUUUAACUAAUCACUAGCGCUAUUGGUUCGAUAACUGUCAAAUUCUGAACACGGGUCCAUCAAUUAAACUCCGUUUAAACUAAGGUUAAAUUGACUGACUAUUUGUUGUCGUUAAUCGAUUCCAUAACUUUAUUUAACGUUUGGAUAGUGAUAAAGUGAUAACUAGUUUUAAAUUGCUUGUUUUUCGCAAGUCCAACGGGAACGGGAACUAUAGAUUUAACCAGGAUGACAGAUACGUGGUAUGACCUUCUCCAGACUCUUAAUACAUGCGAAAUUUAAGAUUUUUGUAUUAUUGGUUAAGAUAACGUAUGAAAUGGUUACAAUACAAAUAAACAAACUUAUGCUAUUUGCUGGUGGAAUUUAAAAUAGCACAAAAUAAAUACGAGUAGUUUUUGGAGUCUGAUAUAGGAAUAAUUGAGCAUAUGAGUACUAUAUGUGUGCAUACAAAAUUUUAUACAAAGUUUAAAAUUUAAUAGACUUGCUACAAAUUGAACAUUAUCAAGACCAAAAUUAAUACAGUAAAAUUCCAGAUCGUAUCCUUAAAAUUCUGAAAAGAGCCAUCUAGCGGCAUAUUAGGAACUACUUAAUACCACUUAUCAGUUAUAUAGUUAUUGAACGGAUCGUUACGUACUUAGAAACCUUAUUGAACCGACUACUAUUGAGCGCUUAACUGACGUCUUCAGAAACCGGGCAUAAAAACUUAAAAACUGUAUGAAAAAGAUUUUUCAAGAUCUUAUUGAGUCUUAGUCAGUAACUUUUUUAUCAGUAAACCUUAUGUCUUGCCAACUCUUAUUGUAUUAAUAUAAUUAACUAUCUUCAGUAACAAAAUACAUGUCUGUUUAUUAUUUAUAAGUAACUUUUGUAAAAACAGAAUAUCCUCCUUUUUUGUAGUCGGUAAAAUUUCUAAAACCUUCUAAGUGUAAUCAACACUUUCCUGAAAACCGCAUUAAAAUCGGUUCAGUGAAACGUGACAUAAUCGCGGACAAACAUUCAUAAAAUCGUACAUACAGGUCGAAUUGAGAACCGCCUUUUUUGUAGGCGGUUCUCAUUAUCUGACCUACUUAAGGGUAGAGGUCACAGGGAGGGCACAACUAGUUGUGCAUAUGAGUUGGUCCACGAGGAAAACGUGCACCUCAAAGGAGGAUGAUAAUAACUGUAAACGUUUAGAAAAUAUCACUUUACAUACAACGAAAUUCUCUCUCAAUGCACCCCUACACCAGAUAAUCAGAAUCUACAUGCUGUGCAUUGUCUGACUGUCAGACACACAGUUUUAUAUGUAUACACAUAGUGAUGCGCCGUUCCCAGAAAUAUUGGAAACUUUACGUAUUGUCAUGUAAGUUCGCGGCAACAUUGGGAAAUUGGAAAUAUUAGGGAAAUUCGCUGUAACAGAGUUUAGUUCUUUGUUUUAUUUUUUUAAAUAACAUAAUAAGGUUAUUGAGUUAUAUCAUAUAAAUGAAUACGUAAAUAAUAAUUUACACAUAUGUGUUAUAAAUUUCCAAUAUUUUUGGGAAUAUUCCCUGUAAAUUUACAAACUUUUCUGAAUUUUUUUUCCAAUAUUAAUGCACGCUAUCAACAUAAGAAUUUAUGUUUUAUUGAAAUAUUAUGAAUUGCAAUGGUCACAGUAUGACAAUUUUACAGUCAAAUAUUUCAGUCAGAAAUUUUCCGUUUGGUUCUUUCCACUUUAGAAUAGGACCAAAUCCAUAUUUUUAUAGACGACUAUAUGAUGUAUGCAUGUAUCAGCAAUUCGAACCCUGAAAGUUCAACGAAGCCAGCCCUUUCACUCUUUUUUUUCAAUCAAUUCUCGCUUACACCUUCCGUCAACUUAUUCUCUCGACAUGUCUAAACUAUCUCGGCGUACCACAUUUCAAUUAUGGCCACUUAGUUAUCUUCACUCCACAUAGUACUUUGUACAGAUCCGCUCCCAAUAAACAGUUUUACCAUAUACAAUUAUAAAAAAAGUAUUUAUUUAUUUAAACUUCAUUGCACAAAAUACAAAUUUAUAGCACAAUUGGCGUAUGUAAUGCUAGAAGCAUUAUCUACCAGUCAACCAUUGGGUCUGACAGAGAACUUUAUGCGGGGUCUUCUACAUACAUACAUACCAUCACGCCUGUUUCCCAUUGGGGUAGGCAGAGACUAUGGAAUUCCACUUCUUUUUCAUUAGAAAAAGAAGUGGAAGUUUCCAAUGUAUUUAAUAGUAUUUUUAGUUUGGAAAAGUUUGGGAAACUUUGGGAAAGUUAAGAAAAUUUCCAAUAUUCCUUAAGGCACAUGGCACAUCACUAUAUACAUAUAGAAUACCACUUACAACACACACACAAUCUUGAAUGUUUGGAAAAUAAUAAAUUCUUUUCGUAUUGUGAAUAAGCGCCUAGAGACUUAAUCAACACCAAUAUUACAUAUACUAGAUAUGUUCGUGUAAUAAAAUAUAAUGUUAAUGAGCAUUUCUUAAAUGUAAUGUCUGACAAACUUUAGAAUGAACGUAGAUACGAAUUAACAUUAUUUAAUCUUUAUUUAUGGUGUGGCAGGAUAACUACGCAGUAAUAGAGGUGAAUGAACAAGUGUCUUAAUUCCUGUAUUAAUUUUUCAAGCAUGUUAUAUAUUCAUAGAUUUGCAGCGUACAUAUUUGUGACUUCAGAGUGCUCAUAAAUUUGAUUGUUUGGAUAAGGAUCUGUCGAUAUUUUCAAUAAGCUUCGGCUAUUUCGCUUCUUAUUUGUUGGGAAUGCUGAUUAGUUUCAGACAAAAAAAUCCCGCCACAGCCGGAGGGAUAGGCAAACACUUUUUUCCUUCAAAAUAUGGAUACUGUUUAAAAAUAAAAUAUGGAUAGAUUUCUUUAUGGCUGCAUUUAAAGUAUGGAUUAGAUAUUUUUCUGUAUGUGCGUUCAUUAAGAGGUUUGUCAGUUUGUAUGUAAUCAUUAUUGUGAUCCUAAUGUUAACACAUGCAUAUAACUUCAUCGUGCCAUGUUUUAAAACAUUAAUUUAUUUUUGCCCGACCGCGGCGUAGCCUAAAGGAAGGGUUAUGUUUUACUCUAUGCUCCAUGACUAUGACAUAAUAUUACGUGUUAGAUAUGUUUUAUUUUUAAUUAAGUUACUCUUUUAGUCCGUUCAGAGUUUUUGUAUUUUUAACCGUGAAGUUGACUUUUUUUUAUUUUUUUUUAUUUUGAACAAUCGAAUAUAAAUCGGUUUCAUCUAGCUUCUCUAUAGAAUUAAUUUAUAUAUCUAUAUAUAAUAAAAAAAAUAUAAUCUCUUAAAUAUUUUAACCGAUUAUGUCGAGACUUUUCACUGAACUAUGAAAUUUAAAACGUAUUAUUGUUGAAAGAAAGCGAAUUUGAAACGCGUUAUCGAUUUUUGUCAACUUUACGGCUAGAAGUGGAAUUAAACUGAACGAAUGCGUGUUAAUCUUACAAUUUGUUGUGUAAUAUUUACUUGUAAUAUACAUGCUUGUAUUUGGAUGUACGGAAGUAAAAUCUAA